This is a messenger RNA of Zophobas morio, 1137 nucleotides long. Its product is annotated as probable dimethyladenosine transferase. The coding region runs from base 199 to 1119 and encodes 306 amino acids. Gene Ontology annotation, molecular function: rRNA (adenine-N6,N6-)-dimethyltransferase activity. Gene Ontology annotation, cellular component: nucleolus. Lineage: Eukaryota; Metazoa; Arthropoda; Insecta; Coleoptera; Tenebrionidae. The transcript has a single exon. The record is from RefSeq and is a predicted model, not a curated record. Gene Ontology annotation, biological process: rRNA methylation.
UGGUCUUCGGGAGACUUCGGUCCUCUUUGUCUUAUUCGGAACCAAUUUUUCUUCUCUGGUUUGAACAUGCAUUGGAACAUGUACCUAUUGAAGUAUUGUUGGUUGCAUACCACCCACUAGUUUUGACAACUAUCGAUAAACAUAACCCAACUUUCCAACCAUUUCUUUAAAUAACACGUGCAAUCACACCACAACAACAUGCCGAAAGUCAAAUCCGAGAAAAAGAGCCGCGUCCACACCGAAAUCGCCAAACAAGGUAUCACCUUCAACAAAAACUUCGGCCAACACAUCCUCAAGAACCCUCUAGUCAUAACCUCAAUGAUCGAAAAGUCUGCCCUUAGACCCCCAGACACAGUUCUAGAAAUAGGCCCCGGAACCGGCAACAUGACCAUCAAACUCCUCGAACAAGUCAAGCAAGUAGUGGCCUGUGAAAUCGACCAUCGCUUAGUCGCGGAGCUCCAAAAACGCGUCCAAAACACCCCGUACCAACAAAAACUCAAAAUCAUGAUCGGAGACGUCCUCAAAAUGGAACUACCGUACUUCAGCGUGUGCGUCGCCAACAUCCCUUAUCAAAUCUCGUCACCUUUGGUGUUCAAGUUGCUGCUGCACCGGCCGUUCUUUCGCUGCGCCGUACUCAUGUUCCAGAAAGAGUUCGCCGAUAGAUUAAUCGCCAAACCGGGAGAUAAGUUGUAUUGUCGCUUGUCUAUAAACACGCAGCUUCUGGCCAGGGUUGACAUGCUGAUGAAAGUGGGGAAGAAUAAUUUCCGGCCGCCGCCGAAAGUGGAGUCGGCUGUGGUGAGAAUCGAGCCGAGGAAUCCGCCACCACCGAUUUCGUAUACGGAAUGGGACGGACUGACGAGGAUAGCGUUCUCAAGGAAGAAUAAAACGCUGGGGAGCGCGUUUCGACAGAGCGUGGUUCUAGCGAUGUUGGAAAAAAAUUACAAGUUGCAUUGUAGUUUAAAUAAUAAGGAAAUCCCGGAGGGUUUUAACAUGAAGGCAAAAGUUGAGGAGAUUUUGGCGAAGGUGGAGGCGGAGCAGAAGCGGGCCCGAGUUAUGGACAUCGACGACUUUAUCGUGUUACUGCACGCUUUUAACACCGAAGGGAUACAUUUUUCUUGAUUAAAUUUUUAUUGCGAA